Messenger RNA from Didymodactylos carnosus, 327 nucleotides. NCBI's taxonomy places the organism in Eukaryota, Metazoa, Rotifera, Eurotatoria, Philodinida, Philodinidae. The record is from the annotation of a GenBank genome assembly.
AUGCUUGACGGUGAAACACCGACUAAAGAAGCGUUGCUGGAAUUACGACAACGUUUCGAAUAUUUAGACAGCCAGGCCGUAACCUAUAAUAUGGAGGCCAUAACCUAUAUUUACCAAAUCGUUAAUAAUCUUGAUAUUGAACACAGUGAACAAGAACGCAUGACUAUAGAAGAUCAAUCUCCUCCUGAAGAACCAAUUUUACUAGGAAAUAACAUUAAAUUACUGGGAAUACAUCUGUCACCAGAUUUGGCGUGGAAGUGUCAUUUAGAAAAAAACACGCUGGAAAAAGAGAACUGGAAAAAGUACACUAUUAAUACAAAUAGAUAA